ACCAUCAUCGGGGGCAAAGCGUAACUGAAUAUAAAGACUUAAAGCCUCCCAGACUAAAAAAUGUCCAGCCUUUCUCUUUGUUCCUGACUAUUCACUAUUGAACCUUAUACAUAACCUAGUAUAAGUCCCUAAUUUCUAGAAGCAUAUAAGUUCGGUACUAUAAUCACAACUAAUUCAAUAGCCUGAGCUACACCACCACCAUCCGUGUUACAGAAACUUGCCUCUCUACAUAACAAGGCCCCUACGCAAACUCGAUCGAAAUAUUUCCUAGUCAUCUUACAACAAUUUUCUUCAUAUACCAACAUAAUGCGUGUAUCUAACAUUCUCUCGCUUUCCGCCAUUGGCGCCUCUGGCGUCUUUGCCCAGUCAAACAACGUCACUGGCCAACUAGGUGAUGCCACCGUCACGACGAAUAACCCCGUCGGAAAGUCCGUCCUGGCUACUCUACCUAAGGACCCAUUCUGGAACACGGGAACCCUCGAUGGCAACGUUCAAGGUUACGUCUCUGCCAAAUCUGGAGCCGACGGCUCCGGUGUCGACUACGAAGUCUCCUUCUCUAACCUUCCCAAGGAAGGCGGCCCUUUCAUUUACCACAUCCACGUCGCUCCCGUCCCAACAGGCGGCAACUGCACCGAGACCCUCGCGCAUCUCGACCAGUUCAUCCGCGGCGAGGACCCAGCCUGCGACUCCAGUCGUCCUCAAUCAUGCCAACAAGGCGAUCUAAGCGGGAAAUACGGCAAGAUCAACAGCUCUGACCCGUUCACCGCCAAGUUUCACGACCCGUAUACAUCGCUUAGCGAGGGCGUCGGUUCCUACUUCGGCAACCGAAGUGUCGUCUUCCACUUUGCAAACAAGACCCGUAUUACGUGCGCCAACUUCUCCGUCGUUAGUGGCAAUGGAACUACGACCCCAUACCCCACGGGUACUGGUGUUAAGGCCUCCCAGUCCACUGCUGCUCCUACGUCUACCGGUAUCCCGAUUAACGCUGCCGGCGUUUUGAAUGUGGCGAGGGGUUUCGCUGUUGUUCCUGUUGUCGCGGCGUUCUUCGCUCUGCUAUAAGUGGACUGGUGUUGAAAAGUU
Molecule: messenger RNA, 1080 nt
Organism: Hypoxylon trugodes
Lineage: Eukaryota; Fungi; Ascomycota; Sordariomycetes; Xylariales; Hypoxylaceae
Product: superoxide dismutase
Exons: 3
Coding region: 307-1059 (250 amino acids)
Biological process (GO): superoxide metabolic process
Molecular function (GO): metal ion binding
Source: RefSeq, a predicted model, not a curated record